This is a messenger RNA of Caenorhabditis remanei, 222 nucleotides long. RefSeq lists its product as uncharacterized. Bases 1 to 222 code for a protein of 73 amino acids. NCBI's taxonomy places the organism in Eukaryota, Metazoa, Nematoda, Chromadorea, Rhabditida, Rhabditidae. The record is from RefSeq and is a predicted model, not a curated record. The transcript is spliced from 2 exons.
AUGAGGCGAAAUGGUCGAAUGCCUGAAACCUUUGAAAUGGAUUCGAACGGAGAUAAGCUUCGCCCAAAACGAGGAAUAGCUCCUGCUGUCGCUGUUGGUUUCUCUAUUGCAGCUUUUAUCAUUGCAGCCGUUACUGGAGUACUGACUGCUUGGAACUAUAUUUGCGAUUGGAUUCGUGCAUCACAGCGAACGGAAGAACUCGAAAAAUCGAAGAAAAUUUAA